Molecule: messenger RNA, 681 nt
Organism: Ornithodoros turicata
Lineage: Eukaryota; Metazoa; Arthropoda; Arachnida; Ixodida; Argasidae
Exons: 4
Coding region: 91-558 (155 amino acids)
Source: RefSeq, a predicted model, not a curated record
UUUGCACGUUUUGCCGCGCCGCUUCCAGUGGUCGCUUCUUUUGUACGACGUACGGUGGGGAGCACUGUAGAAGAGUUUCAACGGCAGGCCAUGAGGCUGCUGCAUAUGGUGCGCCUAACCCAGCUUCAACAUGGUGUAGUACUGGAGGAGCUGUGUUCUCGACACACCCGCGUUCUUGAGCAUUGUCCGUCUAUAAUUCAAGCACCUUUCACCAGCACUGAAGACCUGGAGGCAUUUGACAGCACCCUGAACGAGAGCAAGACAGCGCAACUGAUAGACGAACUAUGUCGCCUUGGGGGUAAUGAUGUUGGCCACGCAACACGGAACAUCCUGUGCUACAUAUUGACAGACUCCCUGGCGGAACAGUACAGCUGGAUCGGCCAGAAAGGGAAACGAAAAUUCGCAGUGCUCAAGUUCCUCAGCAUCAUUUUCAGGGCUGUACGAGCAAACACAAAAACGUCCACAGCAAACAACGUGGAAGUGGAGACUCAUAUCAAGGCAUGGUUGCGACAUGCUAAAGACCGAGAAAAAAAGCUGGCGAGAGCAACUGUAGAAUGAGCACAGCUUACGCACAGGGAGCUUUUUUGUUUUAAACAGUUGUCUCGGUAAGUAUAGUUCUCAGCGCUACAUGCGUCUGCUACAGCUUCGCUACUAUGACCACUGAUGACUAUUUAGAUAAAA